UUUUUUUUAUUCGAAAAUUGGUAAUCAAAGGUUUUGUAAACUCUUUAAUGGCACGCGCGAGCCGAACGAGGAUUUUCGAGUCGAAUUUACAGCGGCACUUUGACAGACACUAUUUUUAGUCGCCGUGCGCGUGUGAGUUUAACUUUUAAAAAUGGAAAUGAACUUUUGAAAAUGGAAAAAAUAUCGUCGUUUAAUGCUAACCGAGAUAUAUAAUGUUUGAUGUAAAAAAAAUAUAUUAUAUAUAUGCAGUAUAUAACAUAGGUGUUUGUUCGUAUUUAUAAAGUGGCGAGUCAAUCGAUGUCUGAAAAGUUAAGCGAACGCCAAUUAUUCUUUCUUAUGACUUAAAGCGCAAAUGAACGAUCAACAGGAUUUUUGCGCGAAGGAUUCUUCUUUUUUUUUCAGACAUCGUUUUCUCGCGUCAUGUUAUGUCUCAUAACAAGUUGACGUUAUUAUAAUAGGUAUCAUCGUGCACCCUUAUUACUAUUUUCGAUCUAUUUAAAUCAUGUAUCAUUGUCAAUGAAAUUCCGUUACCUCGGAGUUCGCGGAAUCCGGCCUCGAUAACGCUUUCGCGAAACUGAAGACGGAUAACGCUAAUCGCGCGUACAUAUAUAUACAUACGCAUAUGUGUAGAAUAUAUAUUUAUGUAUUAUGUACUUUGUCUGCGUAUAUAUUUCCACACACACACACAUAUAUAUAUAUAUAUAAACAAAUAUGUAAACAUCAAUACACGUAAUAGUAACGACUUGGCUUUCUUAGGAUUACAACAAUCUUCUCGAAUUUACAUGCAGAAAUUGCAAACACUGAACGAUACACCAGCGCACUUGCGAUUCGAAUUUUCAGGGACAUCCUGUAGCGCGGGUAGGCAUGAAAGUUUGAUGCCCGAAUAAAUUAUGUAGACACUCCCAUUGUUACAAGUACAUAUUAUACUAGAACAUUAACGUUUUGCAUAUUGCAACAUGAUUAAUUUUUCUGGGAAAUAUUGCGAUGCGUUUUCAUGUACGAAAACAUUCACGUGUAGAUUUAUCAUUUAACUAAAUAUAUAUAUAUAUAAUAUAUUUAUAUAUGUAAAGGACACUUAAAUACAGCUACUGCUAGGUGUUCCUUCCCAUUAAUUUUUGUUCCGUAAAAGCGACUCCCUUGAGUGCGAGGAAAGAAAAAUGUAUUUAAGAACGCGGCGUGCGACUGCGCAUUCUAAAACUGAAAACAUAUACAUUGCCUACUUUAUAGAAUAGAAGACUGUGGUUUGGCUGACAAUUAGGGCCGACUGUGAUAGAGAAUAUAAAUAAAUGACCUCCAGAAAUGAUGAUGGUCAUGAAAAAUUUUAAUUUUUUUGUAUUCUUAUUUGUAUAGAAAAAUGUGCGGAAAAAGUAUAUGGUUCCCAAGAACAGUGCCCCAUAUUGAAUGUAUUUGUUAACAGUUCCGAAGGAGAUUCAGUAUUUACAAAGAAUCUGGGAUCUGACUUCGAUGCUCAUGGCCACCAGAGCGAACCAAGGACGCGCAAAGGAAACCAACGACCAAGAGAAAACAUGAUCGUAACACGAUACGAGUAAAGAUUCCGCUACUGGCACGAGUUCCUUGAAAAGAGCCGCCUCGGGUACUUCCCCUCCAUGUUUGGUUUUAAUAAAAGUCUAGAGAUAGAUUCGAGAGACGUAUCCGGCGAUGCAGAUAUGAAACUGUCGGAACGUAAAAUUUAUAACGACUUGCGGUACGGUAUUGUUGACGUUCAAAAAAUGUGGCGCAUGGCGUGAAAAUAAAUAAGUAAUGACGCCCCACUCUUCGCGUCUACGAACUCACGUGCGGAUAUUUUGAGCGUCAUUAAGAAAGUCGACGGCUACGUCAUUACAAUAUAUCACAUGUAUGAUAUACGUUCCCACGCGACUAAGCAAAGCGCGUUGUUAUUGCCCGGACUCUAUCAGUAUCUUUGAUUUCCAGUUUGAACCGGUCUUCUUGACUCACCAAUACACCUUUGUUACUCGAGGUUACUCCACCUUCGUAAGUAUUUCGAAACCUUUCACCUUAAGCUGCGUUCACAACGCACGAUACCCUGCUAAGGAAGCGAGCACUUAUCGAUACUUGGCAUAACUUGCGAAGAAUAUCACUAGAAUUUCGAUUUGAUGAUUGUACGUACAAUGCGAGAGCAAGAUGAGAUCAGCGCGGUGUUAUUUUUUUAUUUCCAUCAACUCCGCGUCCCUUGCAACGAGGGCAUAGAAAUUACAUUGACCAUAUGAUUUGUACACCAGCAGCAUACAAUUGACACCAAUUACCGAUGAUAACGCACGUAAUAUGCAUAACUGAAGAACGGGAGGACUGUGCGCCACUUGAAAACGAUUAGCGAUACUCACAAUUAAUGUAUAUCUUCGAUACGAAACAGCAUAUGUGUCGAAUGAUAAACAAUUAAUAAGUGGAUCAUUAUAAAUAUCUAAUUCAUCGUUAUUGUCCUUCACCAUCGAUAUACCUUUAUAACAUAGGGAACUUAGAGCGAAGAGGUUGGUAUUGUGCCGGACUGUGAAACCACAAUUUCAUACAAUGGAUACGACGGCCGCCAUACAGUAAUUUUCCGCUGUAGUCUCUGAGUAACCUGUCGUUACGAAAAAGGAAAGGUAAGUAAGUGAAUACGAUUGGGCAGGAGUGGCGCAGGCACGAGUCUCAACAUACUUCAAGCGUCUUGCGAGUUGUACGCACGUGCGAAGUCGGCUGACGGUAGGAAAGAAUUUUUAGACACUCUUACGUGAGAUACAGGACGUGUCAAAAGUACCAGCAGUUUCUUCUUUCGUUUUCUUUUUCAAUGCUGAUUCGUUAUUGUUUAAGGACCAAUCAAACUAUUAAGGAAAUAUAAAUUGUCCUACAGGAAUUAUCCUGACAAAUUACAUCCUUCAUCGUGAUCGUUGAAGAUAAUCAACUAGAGCUUUAAUAACACGUGUUGUUUGGUUAUGUUUCAAAUGGUAUUGUACGAAUAGUUAUGGGCUAUAACCAGUGCACGACGUAAAAGUUUAGGACCGCGCCUCUUUUCUUGUGGCAGUGAUCCAAGUAAAGGAAUUUAAAAAUAUUGAGAAUGACGACUAUCGACGUUAAUAUAGUAUUCUUAAAAAAGGAUCGAAUAUUUAGUCACAUGAUUUUAUGCACGCGACUCUGUUACGUUUACGUCUUGUAACUAUGUUCUUCAUAUCUAAAUAUUGGAAUUUUUAUCGAUUUUUAUAUAGAAAUAUGAUAAAAUAUCGUUAUGAGUUAAUAGGAUCAGCACUCAUCUUCCCUACUUCAGAUGCAGAUAUUUAAUGCAUACUUCGAGAUCUUUGUUAAGUAUGCUUAUUAUUUAUCAGUAGAAGACUGAUUUUUGUUUGAUAUAAUAGCGGUUUCGUCUGCAUUUCAUAGUUAAUCUAUAAAAAAGAAUAUUGUAUUGUAUUAUGGGUACUAUAUGUAAUAACUGAUUUUACACAGUUAUUGUAUUUUUAGUUAUAAGAUUCACACUUCUAUUCUUAUAUCUGGAAUAUAUGUAAUCGGGAAAGAGUAGUUGUAGAUGACUAUAACUCUCGAUGGUGUCAAGGAAUUACGUAAAUUUAAUGUUGGCUUAUGACUUUUUUCUUGCAUUCCUCUGGACGUUCUGGACGGUUGUGAAUUAUCUUAAGGAAUAAUGAGUACUCAAUACUGGCACAAUAUACAUAAUUCUUAUCCGUUGGUUUUAUGGUUAUUAUUGGAAAAAUUUUUGUCAUUGUUGAAUAGAUUUUUUUAAUUCUAGAGUUUUUUCUUUAAAAAAUACUUGCAUUCUAUAUUACCGAAUGAUUUUCACAACGGUUUUAUUAUUUGUAAAGCGUAUUUGACUAAAAUUGUGGACUUAUAUGAGUUAACUCAGUAUCGUUUUUUUUUAUUUUCUUUUAAGCUGUUAAUACCCUUAUAACGCUUAGGUUGAUUUUUUAAUAAGAGAGAAUUCUGUCUAACCUAUAAAGACGAUUCUUAUCGAUUCUAUAUGGAUACCUACAUUUAUAUUUAUCUUAUGUUGAAUUGUAAUAUCCUUUUCUUAUCGUAUCUAAUCACAGUAACACCAUCUUGUAGAUUUUCAUGCAAAACCAAAAGUUAUUAUAUUCUGAUAAAGUAGGAACUAGUUCUAAUACCGACCGGUUCAGGAUACUCGACCAAUCGAAAAGCCGUAGAUGUGGUCGCAGAUAAUACACUGGUAUAAGAGCAUGCAACAAUGGACAGGUACGGUGUAUACCCAACGGGAUCCUCAUAAACGCAACAUGAUAGCCAUCAGGUGUGCAACUAUGCGUUUAAUUUGGAUUUGCAACGAAAUGGAUACUCUCGCCAAUAUGCAGCCCUGUUUCUUCCUAUAUAUGGUAGGGCACUACCCUCAAAAUGCUUCAGUUACACGUUGAAAAUGAGUGAGGUACAGAGGCAAAACAGAGUCUCCAGUGAUUUCAGUAUAGCUAGAAUUCUAGCAAAACCUAUUCAGAAUUAUUCAAGGAAUGAUCGAAUAACGAUUCACGAAUAUAACUUACCAGUUGUUCCUGCCGAAGAAACGUUCGGGAAUACCAAUUGUGAUUCUUACAGUACCGUGAAUUCGCAUGCGAUACGAGAACGUAUUUCUCCAGUCAUCGCUGGCGCUUCUUGCACCCUGUGCAACAAUAAAAUACAGAAUAUUUCGUCCAGUGUUGAUAUAUAUAAUUCAGGAGUUCAUUUAAAUUCGGCGAUCGGUUGCUCUAAGGCUACUGGUGGAAUUCUGUGCAAGAAAAUAAAAGGAGAGGAUGAGAAAGAGAUAACACGAAUACUGCGUUACGGUGAAGAGAAUCAAGAUACUGUAGGAGCUGCUGAUGUUGCUAAAGACAAUAAAAAUACCUCGUUGAUCGAUACGUGGAAAGACAGUGCUCCGGUUAUCACUGAUAAUAAUGAACUAUCGUGGCUUCAGUGCACACGGUACCGACCACCUCGUUUGCCAAGAAAAUCAUCUGCGGGAAAAGCUACUAAGAGACGACCUGGUACGCAUCCACGAAUUCCAUUCACUACGCUUCAGCUUCAAGUCUUGGAAGACAAGUAUAAGAGAGGAGCAUAUCUUUCCAGAAGAGACGUUCUUCAAUUGUCAACAACUUUGCGACUACCUCAGAGCAGGGUUAAAAUCUGGUUUCAAAAUCGGCGUGCUAGAGAGAGACGAGAAACACGACAGUUACGCAACAGUACGUUAUCGGAUAUAGUUAAUAAUUCUGAAGAACAAGUAUAAAUUGUAUAUAAUGAAUAAUGAUGUAGUGAAAAACUUUGCGCAAUGUACACUCAAACGUUAAGUAUACGUGUUUCGGUGAUUGAAGUGAAAUAUUUUGAAAAAAAUUAAAAGCAACGAAAAUUA
Molecule: messenger RNA, 5329 nt
Organism: Cephus cinctus (wheat stem sawfly)
Lineage: Eukaryota; Metazoa; Arthropoda; Insecta; Hymenoptera; Cephidae
Product: homeobox protein engrailed-1
Exons: 3
Coding region: 4370-5206 (278 amino acids)
Biological process (GO): regulation of transcription by RNA polymerase II; embryonic morphogenesis
Cellular component (GO): nucleus
Molecular function (GO): DNA-binding transcription factor activity, RNA polymerase II-specific; RNA polymerase II transcription regulatory region sequence-specific DNA binding
Source: RefSeq, a predicted model, not a curated record